GUAGUAAGAGAUUAAUUUCAAGUAGUGAGGGCUAUGACAUAAUAUUGACCGUGGAGCUAAAUUUCUUCAAAAACAGAGGAAAAAAAAAAAAGUGAGCGUUCGGAUGCAUAACGAACGAUGCCAUUUUCCGCCUCAAUCUCAUCGCCUUCUUCUCUGGCGCUUCUCUCUUCCCUAAAACGAUCGCCUCUCUCCUUCUUCAUCUUCUCUCCCAAAACCCUAAUCUUCACCAGAACCAGGAUCUCUGAUUUCCCUUAUCCCCUUCUUGCUUCCCGGCGAUCCCGCGAUUUCAUCAACGGAAGGGAUGAUUUCGCCGACGAUACGAGGAGCUGGAACCGGAAGAUCAAACCGGAGUAUGGGUUCGAUGAGGAUUACGAUGGAGAAGAAGACGAAGAUGAUCACGAGGAAGAAGAUAGAAGCUUGGAUCUGUUACUUAGAUUUGUUGAGAACGUUUUCAGAAAGAUUUCGAAGAGAGCGAGGAAAGCUGUCCGAUCAAUUUUGCCUGUUUCGAUCUCUACGAAGCUCGUGGGUUUUUCAGUGAAUGGAGUACUAAUUCUUGCAUUUUUGUGGAUCUUGAAGGCUUUCCUCGAGGUAGCUUGCACACUUGGAACUAUUGUAUUUACGAGCAUUCUACUUAUACGUGGACUUUGGGCCGGUGUAGCAUACAUGCAAGAGAGCCGCAACAAUAGGAUCAAUGAACUCGCUGAUGACCCUCGUGCAUGGAACGGGGUGCAACCAGUUUCCUGAUGAAUUCGCUUUACACUUGUAGAAAUCAGAAUUUCUGACUUUUGGGAGCCAUAAUGGGGUUUAGGUUCUUCCAAGGCAAUAAAACCACAGCUGAGUUCAGAGUCAGAAAGCAGUUACAGGGGAUGUACAUUGGCAGCGUCUGAUGAUUUAGUAAGUAAAAAAGUGUAAUAUUUGUAGCAUUCACAAAGUCAGCUAUGGAAGCUGGUGUGUUGCUCAACUAAGUCGUCGCCAAUGGUGACCAUGUUUUAUUAGUUUCUAAAUAAAUGAAACCAAAUAUAUAGAACAUACCAUUUUCCUUGUAGUCUUACCAAAAUUAGUAGACUUCAAUUUCUUCA
Arabidopsis lyrata subsp. lyrata is the source of this 1079-nucleotide messenger RNA. Its product is annotated as protein SHORT HYPOCOTYL IN WHITE LIGHT 1. The record is from RefSeq and is a predicted model, not a curated record. Gene Ontology annotation, biological process: negative regulation of photomorphogenesis; regulation of abscisic acid-activated signaling pathway. Lineage: Eukaryota; Viridiplantae; Streptophyta; Magnoliopsida; Brassicales; Brassicaceae. The transcript is spliced from 4 exons. The coding region runs from base 118 to 744 and encodes 208 amino acids.